AUGGACCGCAGCACCAACGGUAAAACCCCUUCCCACUGCAUACCCCUAAACUCGAACCACAUCACCUGUAACAGCUCCGCUGGAAAGCUGCAGCUCUCCUCUCAGACAGUACAGGAAGGAGUAGCCAAUGAUCCAAGCCAUGUACUGCGCCCCAAAAACAAGAGGAAAGGGGAAAACCUCCAGGGAACUUAA
Messenger RNA from Pelobates cultripes (western spadefoot toad), 192 nucleotides. The record is from the annotation of a GenBank genome assembly. NCBI's taxonomy places the organism in Eukaryota, Metazoa, Chordata, Amphibia, Anura, Pelobatidae.